Parastagonospora nodorum SN15 is the source of this 1754-nucleotide messenger RNA. RefSeq lists its product as hypothetical. The transcript is spliced from 5 exons. The record is from RefSeq and is a predicted model, not a curated record. Bases 1 to 1602 code for a protein of 533 amino acids. Gene Ontology annotation, biological process: transmembrane transport. Gene Ontology annotation, molecular function: transmembrane transporter activity. Lineage: Eukaryota; Fungi; Ascomycota; Dothideomycetes; Pleosporales; Phaeosphaeriaceae.
AUGUCCGCCAUACACGAGAGCGACCGGCGCUCGAGGAGCAGCUCGAGGACCAGAAUCCAGGAUCUAGAAAUGGGUGAAGCGAGACCAGAGAAAGAGGAGGAAGUCGUUGAAGAAAUGGAGCCAAAACAAGCAGACCAAGACACCGGCGCAGAUCUAGAAAAGCAUUUGUCGAGGAAAAGUACACGAAAAGACCAACUAGCACCAGAGAAAUACCCCUUGACCGAUCUUGACAACAACCUCAUCGGCUGGGACUCACAAGAUGAUCCAACAAACCCGCGCAACUUCCCCGACCGGCGCAAAUGGACUAUUCUCGGCAUGGUCGCCGCCAUCACAUUCCUCAGCCCCCUCGCCUCAUCCAUCUUCGCGCCAGGCAUCCCAUUCGUCAACGCAGACUUUAACAACACAUCCCAAAUCCUAGGAUCGUUCGCCGUCAGUGUGUACGUUCUUGGAUUCGCGAUCGGCCCGCUUAUUCUGAGCCCGCUGUCGGAGAUCUAUGGGCGACGCAUAGUCCUGAAUGUAUGCAAUGUUUUUUUCUGCGCAUUUACGCUGGGCUGUGCGCUUGCACCCAAUCUAGAAGGGCUUAUCACUAUGCGGUUUCUCGCUGGGUUUGCGGGUUCGGCUUGUCUCACGUUGGGUACGGGGGUCAUUGCGGACCUGUUUGUGCCUGCGCAGCGUGGCAAAGCCGUUGCCGUAUACUCGAUGGGAAUCUUAUUUGGACCCAUCCUGGGCCCCCUAUGUGGUGGCUUUAUCGCGCAGCGAGCCGGAUGGCGAUGGGACAUGUGGGUUGUGCUCAUCGUCGGAUGCAUCGUCACGAUUGGCCUUCUCAUUUUCAACACCGAAACUUACCAUCCGGUCCUCCUGGAACAGAAGCUGAAGAAGCUUCGCAACGAGCUUAGCCGACCGGACCUUCAGAACAUCAUGACAUACAAAGAGGGCGUGCCUGCACGCCCCCUGAAGAUGCUGACAAAAUCACCCAUCGUCCUGCUCUGUUCGCUCUACAUGUCCUUCCUAUUCGGCCUCCUGUUCCUGCUCUUCACCACGAUUACCUCAGUCUUCAUCUCGACAUAUGGCUGGCAGGCUGAAAUGACUGGGCUUGCUUACCUGGGAAUUGGUAUCGGUAACUUCAUGGGUAUUAUAUUUGUUGCGAAGACGUCAGAUGCGACUAUCAUUCGUCUAGCGAAGAGGAAUAAGGGCGUGUAUGAGCCUGAGAUGCGCUUGCCGCUUUGCGUCUUCUUCGGUAUGCUGAUACCGAUAUCGUUCUUCAUCUAUGGUUGGACUUCGAACUUUAAAGUACAUUGGAUCGUACCCAUUAUCUCCCUCGUCCCCUUCGGCGUCGGCCUCAUGGGCAUCUUCGCCCCCCUCCAAACCUACAUGAUCGACUGUUUCCCGCAAUUCGCCGCAUCCGCCAUCGCAGGAAUGACCGCGCUGCGCUGUCUCUUUGGCGCUCUGCUUCCCCUCGCCGGACCGAAAAUGUACGAGUCCCUAGGACUUGGGUGGGGAAACAGCAUGUUGGGCUUCCUGGCUAUUGCUUUCAUUCCCGUGCCGGCGCUGCUGUUUAAGUAUGGCAAGACGAUUCGUCAGCGGUGGCCUAUUAAUGUGUAGGUGGUGGAGGAGAGAGAGAGAGGAACAUGAAUUUGAGAGGAGUAUUCACGAUACCCAGACUAAGCACGGGUACAUGGUGCUGAUUUGUAGAGAUAUUGUAAUACUAUAACGACUAGCAUAGACAGCAAGUGUAAAAUUCCAGUUGUUCAAAA